CUUAUCCACAACCUUACAACCUGGAAAAUACGAGUACCUGAGUACGGUCGCUUACUCUAGCUGUCAUGAUCAAGAAACGAACACGUCCAAACGUCCGCGUACGCGAGGUUUCUCCAGACCCACCACCAACAACCACACAGUCUACCUCCGAACCUAAUACGUUCUUCGAGCCCGGUGCGGAAGACAGCCUGACAACACAAGAGGAAGAAGAUAAACUUUCAGUAGCCGAACUUGUCGAACUGCGCAAGUUGAGGAAGGCAAGACAGGGUAUCGAUGUCACUAGGUUAAAUAAGCCCGAGGUGAAGAAGAAGAAAAAGAAGAAGGUGGAGGAGGGAGAGGGAGAAGAGGAGCAGUAUGGGUUGAAGAUGGGGACAGGGAAGGGUAGAGAAGAAGACGAGGAUGAUGAAAUGGAAGACAAGGAUGCGAAAGCUCGUAGGGCCGUUCGUACGAAUAACUUCACACAACAGACGAAUGCUCUCGAUGUCGACAAACAUAUGAUGGCCUACAUCGAAGAGAACAUGAAGCUUCGACAUGCCCAAAACUCAUCCACGCCUGACCCAGAAGCAGCACCAAAAUACCUAGACCCCCAAGAAGAACUAUACCGCCUCUCCGAGAAAUACAAGGUCGAGAAGAAAGCUCAGCCGAACGAAGAGGGCAGUGUGACCAACAGUCUUGCUAUGCUGACUGCGAUUCCAGAGGUCGACCUUGGCAUGGACACACGACUGAAGAAUAUCGAAGAGACAGAAAAGGCUAAGCAGGCUCUCACACAAGCUCGUAAGGACCGUCAAAAGAGGCAGAACGACGACGAAGAACAUCUUGCUGCUGCUCGAUUUUUCCGACCGAAUACGCGUAUGAAGUCCGACGCUGACAUCAUUCGCGAUGCAAAGCUGGAAGCAAUGGGCCUUCCACCCGCAGAGGACAAUGAGCCGCACCGCGGAAACCGACCAAGACACGACCGGCCGCAGAUGGCGACUGAUGAAAUGGUCAUGGAGCGGUUCAAGAAGCGGAUGCGAAAGUAGUCGUGGCCCGUCGUCCAAUGUCUCUCUUGGUCUGGUUGUUCUUUUGUUUUGUACUUUGUGUGUUAUAUAUCAGUUGUACCUCGCUUCUUUCAUCGAUUAUUCAUCACUGAGCCCAAUAGUCC
This is a messenger RNA of Stereum hirsutum FP-91666 SS1, 1141 nucleotides long. RefSeq lists its product as uncharacterized. Gene Ontology annotation, cellular component: spliceosomal complex. Lineage: Eukaryota; Fungi; Basidiomycota; Agaricomycetes; Russulales; Stereaceae. Bases 66 to 1019 code for a protein of 317 amino acids. Gene Ontology annotation, biological process: mRNA splicing, via spliceosome. The record is from RefSeq and is a predicted model, not a curated record. The transcript has 7 exons.